AUGGAGGGGACCCAGAGCGUCUCCUUGGUGCUGCUGCUUCCCCUGCUGCUGCCACCGGGCCCAGUUUGGCAUGCGGCUGCCCAACGCUGCCCACAGACGUGCGUUUGCGACAAUUCCAGGCGGCAUGUCGCCUGUCGGCACCAGAACCUCACUGAGGUGCCAAACGCCAUCCCCGAGCUGACUCAGCGGCUGGACCUCCAAGGCAACGUGCUGAAGGUGAUCCCCCCAGCUGCCUUCCAGGAGCUGCCUUACCUGACACAUCUGGACCUGCGGCACUGCCAGGUGGAGCUGGUGGCCGAGGGCGCCUUCCGCGGCCUGGGCCGCCUGCUCCUCCUCAACCUGGCCUCCAACCGCCUGAGCUCGCUGCCCCAGGAAGCCCUGGACGGGCUGGGCUCACUGCAGCGGCUGGAGCUGCAGGGGAAUAUGCUGGAGGAGCUGCGGCCGGGCACGUUCGGGGCGCUGGGUGCGCUGGCCACCCUGAACCUGGCCCACAACGCCCUCGUCUACCUGCCCGCCAUGGCCUUCCAGGGGCUGACGCGCGCCCGCUGGCUGCAGCUGUCCCACAACGCGCUCAGCGUGCUGGCCCCCGAGGCCCUGGCCGGCCUGCCCGCCCUGCGCCGGCUCAGCCUGCACCACAACGAGCUGCAGGCCCUGCCGGGGGCGGCCUUGGCCCAGGCCCGCGCCCUGGCCCGGCUCGAGCUGGGCCACAACCCCUUCACCUACGUGGGCGAGGAGGACGGGCUGGCGCUGCCGGGCCUCCGGGAGCUGACGCUGGACCACGGCGCCCUGCAGGCCCUGGAGCCCAGGGCCUUCGCCCGCUGCCCGCGCCUGCACACGCUGGACCUCCGGGGGAACCAGCUGGACACCCUGCCGCCCCUGCAGGGCCCCGGGCAGCUGCGCCGGCUGAGGCUGCAGGGGAACCCUCUGUGGUGCGGCUGCCAGGCCCGGCCGCUGCUCGAGUGGCUGGCGCGCGCGCGUGUGCGCGCGGACGGCGCGUGCAGGGGCCCCCGGCGCCUUCGAGGCGAGGCCCUGGACGCCCUGAGGCCCUCAGACCUGCGCUGCACCGGAGGCAGGGCGGAGGAGGAGGAGGAGGAGGAGGAGGAAGAGCUGCUGCUGACGGCCGCGCGGCCCCGCGCCCCCGAGGGCGCCUCCAAGGGGGACGACGGGGCGGCCGAGCCCUGCCCGCGGGCCUGCGUGUGCGUGUCCGAGUCCCGGCACAGCGGCUGCGAGGGCCGAGGCCUGCAGGCCGUGCCCCGCGGCUUCCCCGGCGACACCCAGCUCCUGGACCUGAGGCGGAACCGCUUCCCCGUGCUGCCCCGGGCGGCCUUCCCGGGCCUGGGCCGCCUGGUGUCGCUGCACCUGCAGCACUGCGGCAUCACGGAGCUGGAGGCGGGCGCCCUGGCGGGGCUGGGCAGCCUGAUCUACCUCUACCUCUCUGACAACCGGCUCUCGGGCCUCAGCGCUGCUGCCUUCGAGGGGGCCCCCCGCCUCGGCUACCUGUACCUGGAGCGCAACCGCUUCGGGCGAGUGCCGGGGGCCGCCCUGCGCGCCGUGCCCGGCCUCGUUUCCCUGCACCUGCAGAGCAACGCCGUGGACCGCCUGGAACCCGGGGACCUGGCAGGCACGCAGGCCUUGCGCUGGCUCUACCUGAGCAGCAACCGCAUCGCCCGAGUGGCCCCCGGGGCAGUGGGCCCGGCCGGAGAGCUGGAGAAGCUGCACCUCGACAGGAACCAACUGCGAGAGGUGCCCACUGGGGCCUUGGAGGGGCUGCCUGCCCUCCUGGAGCUGCAGCUCUCGGGGAACCCUCUCGAAGCUCUGCCGGAUGGGGCCUUCCGGUCUGUGGGCCAGUCACUGCGGCACCUCUUCCUGAACAGCAGUGGCCUGGAGCAGAUUUCUCCCAGGGCCUUCUCGGGCCUGGGACCCCGGCUCCAGAGCCUGUACCUACAGAGGAACCAGCUGCGGGCCGUGCCCGCCCUGCCCCAUCUCAGCCAGCUGGAGCUCAUUGACCUCAGCGGCAACCCCUUCCACUGCGACUGCCAGCUGCUCCCGCUGCACAGGUGGCUCACUGGGCUGAACCUGCGUGUGGGGGCCACGUGUGCCAGCCCUCCCAGUGCCCACGGCCAGAGGGUGAAGGCUGCGACGACUGUUUUUGAAACCUGCCCAGGCUGGGCUGCCAGGAAGGCCAAGCGGAUGCCGGCCGCCAGGCCCAGUGCCGGGAGCAGCCCCGGGAAGGGGAGACGGUGGAGAGCAGACAAGGUGGGGAAGGAGAAGGGCCGCCUCUGAGCACUGGCGCGGGCCGGCCCUGCCUUGGUCCCGCCCGGGAGGCUCUUACUCUCUUCAGG
Panthera uncia (snow leopard) is the source of this 2342-nucleotide messenger RNA. RefSeq names its product chondroadherin like (gene CHADL). Gene Ontology annotation, cellular component: plasma membrane. The transcript is spliced from 6 exons. Bases 1 to 2283 code for a protein of 760 amino acids. Gene Ontology annotation, molecular function: protein binding. The record is from RefSeq and is a predicted model, not a curated record. Lineage: Eukaryota; Metazoa; Chordata; Mammalia; Carnivora; Felidae.